AUGAAUGUCCAGGACUAUUAUGCAGAUAGUGAUGACGAUUCGGAGUAUGAGUUAAGUGAUAAUUCGGAUAUGAGUGACUCUGACGAAACAUAUUCGGAGACCGAUGACGAUGAACUUGUCGAAAACGUGACCAUGGACGAAUGGCAAGUUUUAAGUGAUCCUUUUUCCGAUCAGGUUCCUAGAGCUACGCAAAAUUUUUCUUCUGAAUAUACUUUUCACCCCGCCAUUGAUAUGGAAGAGUGCAGAGAUCCAGUCAAUUGUUUCGAAUGUUUUUUAAGCCCAAAUAUCGUAGCGAAAUUAAGUGAGUGGACGAACAGAAGAGCUGAAAUGUACUUUGAACAUAAUACAAAUACAAGGAGAGUUUAUGGCGUUCAGUGGAAGAAACUAGAAAAAGAAGAGAUGUACGUUUUCAUCGCGCUUCAUAUUCUUACUGGAUUAGUAAAGUGCCCUCGCAUAACAGAUUACUGGAGUAAUAACAUUUUGUGCGCUGGUCCAAAAGUUUUCAAUAAGUCUAUUAUGAGUCGAAACAGGUAUCUUUCUAUACUCAAGUUUAUUCGGUUUUCCCCACCCGAAGCAGCAAGAAACAAUGCCCCUCUAAGCCGACUUGGAAUUUAUAUGUCCAUGCUCAAAGACAACUGCAAGACGUUGGUUGACCCUGGACCAGUGUUUGCAAUAGAUGAACAUUUGAUGCUUUAUAAAGGCAGAUUGCACUUUCGUCAAUAUAUUAAAACAAAAAGAAAUCGAUUUGGCAUAAAACUUUUUGCAAUAUGCCCAAGCGCUCCACAUUUGCGCGGAUAUACUUGGAACUUUUGUUUGUACGUAGGGAAAGACAACUUCGAUGUAUCCCAUAUUCCAGGCACCGGAAACCUCACUGUUUCUGAAAGAAUUGUCGUGCAUUUAGCUCAAAAUAUACUGAACAUUGGCCGAGAAGUUAUUCUAGACAAUUGGUAUACAUCCGUGCGGCUUUCGCAAUUUUUACUUACCCAAGGAACCUAUUUGACUGGAACUAUAAGAAGCAAUCGUGGAGUUCCCGCUCAGUUAACUAGAAUUCCACUAGAAAGGUACCAAUCCUGCUUCGUACGGAAAGACAUGCAACUGCUUGUACGAUAUAAGGACAAGAAGGAUGUUUACUUGUUGACAAGUAAGCAUAGUGCAGGGUUUUUUGAAAAAUCUCGCUAUAUGGUAGGCGGUAAACAAGUGCAUUUUAAAAAACCUGCCCACAUUGAAUUUUGUAAUCAAAAUAUGGGCUCUGUUGACGCUGUCGAUCAAGAUCUGGAACCUUACAAUUCUUUACGAAAAAGCUAUACUUGGUUUACAAAAGUGGGCUUUCAAUUAAUGCUUCAGAUGCUUCUAAAUUCUAAGGUUUUAUUCUGUAACGCUAAAGAUGAUUUCAACAUUUCGAUGUAUAACUAUAUAAAACUGUGCUGUAAUGGUAUUUUGCACAAAUACAGUGAAGGAUAUCGCUGCAUGACGGAUGCUUCUUCAUGUUAUAAUCAACCUUCAACUUCAAAAAAAAACACAAAAAGAACACGUUGUGGUUAA
Acanthoscelides obtectus is the source of this 1542-nucleotide messenger RNA. NCBI's taxonomy places the organism in Eukaryota, Metazoa, Arthropoda, Insecta, Coleoptera, Chrysomelidae. The record is from the annotation of a GenBank genome assembly.